AUGCAGUCCACAAACAACCAAACGGCUGUAAGUGACAACGCCGGUGGGCUGCAAGGCCGAUGCGCGUCACGUGCGCCGCCCGCAUACUGGAAUCUUCACCUCCACCCUUCAUCUCCCCAGGAUUUCUCGGAAAUGGACGAUAUUUUGACGGCAGUGAAGACUGCCAGGCAGGAUACAGGAUUCUCUCUGACUCCUGUUUCCACACUGAGCGAGAAUGUCUCAUCAAAACGCCACUUUGACCUCGACAAUCUAUCAGCACAUCACAUCAUAGAUCUACUCAAGUCCAAACCAGAUCAUGACCAGCUAUUUGCCGCUUUGACGACACUUGAUCCUUUCAGCAAACACAGAGCCACAAAUGACUUCGAUCUCCGAAUUAGCAACAUCACAACUACUCAGAUUGUCCGUUUGUUAGUCAGCACCACGAUUCCACAUCAUUGGAGAUCGUUGGAUGCCAGCAAAGGGAAAGAUGCUAAAGCUCGAGCAGCGUUGCUAAGAUGCCUGGGCAACAUGACAGGGCUUAGUCUCCUAGUGUCUGAACUAAGAGUUCUGAUCAACUCUGUCCGCGCUUCAGCCCACAAAGUCGAGAGUUCAAGCACCCCACUCAUCAUCGAAGACCUUUUGGCUGUCUUGUCUGCUUUGCUAGAGCCAAAAGAUUUCUUGCUGCGUAUCCUGACGGAUCACUCGGCAGUCUGUGAUAACAAGGCCCAGCAGCAAAUUAUGUGGAAAGAGCUUGUCUCUCUUGUCGCCGGCGGCAAGCUCCUAUCCACCGCAGCUGAAGCUCUCACUGUUGUUGAUGAAUCGAAUGUUCAGUCCUCGACCACCUGGGUUGGAACCGGAAAUCAGUAUGUUUCAUGGCUUGGCCGCAAUAUUUCUCAUAUGGCGUUGAAGCUCGCUCCCAAUAACAAAAUCGACCAAAUCGACUGGGCCUCGGUGACUUUGUUGACCACUCGAGCUCUGCACCUCGGGUACACCGAUCAAAUGGUCAAAGAGAUUUACUCGGGUUUGAUUUUUGAGCAGUCUUCCGCAGUGUCUUUUGGCCUCCUCCUUGACAAUCUCAGAAAGGACGAUCAGCUAUCAGUUUUAGAAGCUAUCUUUCGUCACGUUCAACGAAAUCACUUUUCCGACGAUCUGUCCGGCUCGGUGGAUCAGUCAACUACCUCCUUGGAGACCGUCAAGGGUGUUGCGGCUUUGUGUUCUCUCCUGAUUUCUAAGCGACCCGAAUUGGAAACACAUGUUUUAGAAUGGCUCUCAAAAUCGCAAGGUGGUUCAAUUAGCACGCUGGGCUUACGACGUGCGCUAUUGGCUUCAUUCAGUAACCGAGCUGAUUUAUUGAAGGAACUGGUCAUGCGCAGCCUCGGAGAGUUUGGCGAUAAGUUUUCUAUCACGCAUGUCUCUAUCGUUGUUCAAAAUGCCAUUGCACAAGUGAUCCUUCUUGCUGUCGGGCACCUUAAGCGGCUAGAUUCAGCACAAGCGAUGGAAGUCGGGCGAUCAGGAGCAUAUCUCAAUGCAGUCUCCAACCGACUUGCGGCAUCCUCGAACAGAGCACGGCUUCUGGGUAUGAUAAUUGGAACGGGCAUAUCUGAGCUUAUUGAAGAGGCAGGAAAAGUUCUCAAAUUCGAUCUUGAAGAAAUGCAGAGUGAGGAAGUCAAGAUGUAUCUGAACUUGACCAAACUCAAGGAUGAAUGCGGCUCCUCCGAAUCACUCAAGUCAUUACGAGAAGCGCCUCCAAAGCCAAUUCACGCCAAGCGUACGCCAAAGCCGAAAACACAGUUUUCCCUAUCCCAAACAAGCAAGAUUGUUGCCAUUGAAGAGGUUGAAGACAGCGACGAAGAGAAAUUUGCAGAUGAAGACGACGAUGACGAUCUCAUUCCGUAUGAGAAGCCAGACGACGAUGCAUAUGAUUCUGACGACGACCCUACGUUGAUCCAACGUACCAAACCGACAGCUCCUGUGUACAUCCGCGAUUUGAUCGUUGGCCUACGAGACACCGAGAACAUCGAGCGUCAUCAUCUGGCCAUAACCACAGCUCCAUCACUGAUCCGACGCAAGAUAGGAUUCGGGACUGAACUUGCGGACAACAUCGAGGAACUGGCACUCACGAUGGUGGGUCUCCAAAACGAUAAUAACCACCCGCAAUUCCAUGAAGCCCGCCUUCAAAGCAUGAUUGCCUUACUCGUGUCCGAGCCACUCAAGAUGGGCCGCUGGUUCACUGGGAUCUACUUUGAUGGAGACAUAUCCCAAGUCCAGAGAUCCGCCGUUCUUACAGCGUUAGGUCUGAGUGCUCGUGAGCUCGCUGGUAAUGGAGAAGAUGAUGCCAAGAGACUGAACCUGCCAAGUACCGGCGAUACCUCAUUCCCAUCUAAACGACUACCGGCUGCCGUGGAGGCCAUGUACCUGGGCCAAAAGGAAUCUCCCAUCGCAAUGCUCACCCGGGAAAUGUCUCGCACAUCCUUGGAGCCACUUGCAGCCAAUGCAGCCGACGCAAUGAGCGGCCCUGACGCUCUCAAAGUGCGCACCUUCUCCUCGCGCAUGGAAGUCGAGAAGAAACGCCAGCAGCGUGAGACUAAGCGCAAAAAUGCCACUGCGAAGGAUCUACAUGAAGUGCUUGCGAAGGGAUUCUUCUUCCCAAUGCAAGGCAGAUUCGAAAUCAUGAUGCUGCAGUUCUCAUCCUCCACUUCCCCGACCUACAACCCAUUCUUCAUCCCCCACCUGCUAACCCUCUUCCUUCAAACCCUAUCCCUCAUCCUCUCCACAACUGGCCCACACACACCCCUCCUCCCAGGUCUAACCCACGAAACCCUCUCCCUCCUCAUAGCUGUACACAGAAUGGCAGCAUCCAACGAGCCAACGGUGACCGCCGCCAUUCUGUCUCUUUUCCUCGCUAUCGUGGAUCUAAACAUCGAAUCUGGCUCGAACGGUGAGGAACGCCUUAUCACGCAGUACGCGAAAGAGAUGAUCGAGCUGCGCGAGUGGGCUUCUCAGGUCUUCGACCGAACCCCAGCAGAAGCUGCUAGGGCUGAUCCUACUUCUGCCGUUACAGAUCCACAGGAGCAAGUGCGCACCCUUUCUGCUGGUAUCAUGGUUCGUCUAGGAGAGAUUACCGAGCGGUAUCAGGGGCGCUUGAUGGGUGUUGGUGCUGGGUUCAAUUACUAG
Messenger RNA from Penicillium antarcticum, 3153 nucleotides. Its product is annotated as telomere length regulation TEL2 family protein. The transcript has 6 exons. NCBI's taxonomy places the organism in Eukaryota, Fungi, Ascomycota, Eurotiomycetes, Eurotiales, Aspergillaceae. The record is from RefSeq and is a predicted model, not a curated record. Gene Ontology annotation, cellular component: cytosol. Gene Ontology annotation, biological process: protein stabilization; telomere maintenance via telomerase. Gene Ontology annotation, molecular function: Hsp90 protein binding; telomeric repeat DNA binding. Bases 1 to 3153 code for a protein of 1050 amino acids.